AUGGUGAUCAGCAGGAGGGAGGAUCUCUGUGGAAAUAUCCUGCUAGAUUUUAUAUUUAACUCAUCAACAGAUCACCCUGAAAGAACCAAGCCGGAGCAUUUACCCUCCAGCCAAGGCCCUCUGUCGUCUAUACGAGCUGCUAUCAAACGAACAAGAGCAAACUCUCAGUGCGAACAUACCAGAGACAGAAGGCGACCAGAGAUCACCAUCGUCUCAGCAGAACCUCUGGCCAGUAACAACUGGUUCCCGGGAGCCUCUGUGGUUUUCACUCCUCCUCCUCCUCAGUCAGGCUGGUCUGCAGGCAUCCAGGCCGUCUCCCAGCCCCCACCAUCCUAUGACCAGGUGAUUCAAGAGAAGACCCAGGAAGAGCACAUUGUCAAGCCCACUGCAGCCCCCCGCCGGCCCACCUGCACUACCACAUGUGCCACACAGACUGACCCUGUGAGGGACAAUACCGCCACCACUGUCCCACAAUCAGCUGAGAAAAGACCUGCUGGUAAAACACCACAAAAACCACCGAGGCCAUCACUGCCCAAACCAGUGGACAUAGAACCACUCACUGAAACUGUCACACCUUCUGAUGGGAAGGUGGGAACAGAUACUACAGCAUCCACAAACACUGAGGACCAAAGUGGCUCUAAAUCUGAUGUAAAGCAACAUAACCAAGAAGAUCCCACUCAUACAUGCACCAGAUCUGUUACAGUAUACUGGGAUAUUCCUGUAAACCCUGUCUCUGCUCCUGCUGAAGCGACUCCCUCUUCUUCAAACUCAGAACCCAGUCAACGCCCCGUUCCACUUCCUCGCACAAAAUCCCGAAAGCAAGCAACUCCAGAGAAGGUCAAUGAUAAGUCUUUGGUCGAGCUCAGUGAAAAUUGUGACAGUGUUCACUCUGAUGCGGAGGAGGCAUCCUCAAAUAAGUAUUUAAAGGAAUUAUUAGAGGUCUUUAGUGCAGAAAACCAGUGUGAGGAGAACGGUGACAUCGUUAACCAAUCAGACGAGGCCUCUCAAGGUGAAGAUGCUGUUGGCGAGAUGAACAACAACAACAGUCAACGUAAUAUUCGGGCCAGGAUCCAGGCCUUCGAGAGCCAGGCCGGCACAGAGGAAGGAAGUGUGGCUGAAUCAGCCAAACCAGAACCUCGACCAAGAAAGGCAGCCAUCAAACCUCCAGUCGCUGCUAAACCUUCUGUGUCUCUUAAACCUCAGUUUGACCACAGUGCAGAUGAUUACUAUCAAAAUGUCUCAUCCAUAAAUGUAACCCAAAACCAUACACCGGCCCCGAGACCUCAGCCCCCUAAAAAAAUGGCGGCGCUGUCUAUAAAAGAGGAGCUCGAGACUUUACACAGCAAGGCAGCCAUUCCCAACAGAUCACGUCCCUCUGUACUGACCAGAGCCAACAGCAUCUAUGAAGAAGAGCCCUCACCUCUUCCUCCUGUACCUCCAGUGAAGCCGUUCAAGGAGCCUCUUAAACCCAACCUAAACAUAAACAACCACAACUCGGCCUCCAUCAUCAGUGAGAAUGAGUGUGUGAACAGUCUAUCCGAUCAUAUCCCAGUCAAGCCCCAGCGUAAUGUGGACAGCAACGGAGGCUCGUUCUCUAGACAAAGUGCAGCAAGGAGACCAACCACCAUCAGGGUCCCCAGCAAAAGUGGUUCACUCUCAGAUCAUUUUCAGGACAGUCCUCCACCUCUCCCUGUCCAGAAGCCUGUAGGCUCCCUAAACACCUCAGUCUACCACAAACAAAACUCGACACCCAUCCUCCCCUCCCAGGAGUCUUUCCAGAUUGGGCCAGAGCCAUCGCUACCACCUCGGAGGCACAGUACAACCAAAAUCCUCCCACCUCGCCCACCUCCAGCCAAAACAGGCCCCGGAAGACCCCCUCCACCCAGCCUUAAGGCCACAGGUCGAUCCGUUUCAGCACCAUGGGACACUUCACCCAGACCCCAGGCACAGAAGCCCCACAGGAAAGGACCUGUCUUACCUCCAAGGCCCAACCCAGGCCACCGUCUCUACAACAAAUACACUCUUGAACUUCCCCAUGGAAUAGCAGCCUUUGAUUACAAUGGGAGCAACACAGGAGAGCUGUCAUUUCAGAAAAAUGAAGUGCUUCUGCUGCUAGAAGAGAUUGACCGUGAUACAUUUGAGUGCCAAGUUGGAGACACCAGAGGCAGAGUCCACAAGUCGCGCAUGAAGGUUAUAACUCCUCUUGCCUCAGACAUGUACCCACCACAGGGUGCCGGACAAAGUGCUACAGGCAGAGACGGUUAUGGGAAAAAAGUGCAGGUUAUACAUGACUUCAUCCCAGAGGGUCCAGGAGAGCUGGGUCUGAGAGCAGGAGACGUUGUGACCAUGGUGGAGCAGGUGGACAAUGAGUGGUACAGAGGCACUUGCAGGGGAUCUACUGGGUUCUUUCCCAUGAAUUAUGUCAAAGUCCUGUCAGAUUCACCAAAAACCCUCCCUGGAAGGAAACCGAAGCCGCCAUCUGCAACAGCCAGCGGUCCACGAUGUGUGGCGAGGUUUGACUUUGAGGGGGAGCACAGUGAUGAGCUGUCGUUCUGUGAAGGGGAUGUGAUCCAGCUGAAGGAGUACAUUGGACAGGAAUGGGCUCGGGGACAGAAUGGCGUCUCAACUGGAAUCUUCCCUCUUAACUUUGUGGAGGUGAUUGAAGAUCUGCCUCCGCCUCCGAGUCAGCAGCAGACGCAGACACAGCCCAGCAGAAUCGCACUGCCUGGCAUGGUGGUUUCUCCAAAUGUCAGUGCUGAGGUUUCCAAACCCACUCAGGCGUCUCAGUCCAAAGUGGACUGGGCGGUGGCUCUGUACGACUAUGCCGGGAAGUCAGAAGACGACCUGUCCUUUCAGCAGGGCGACUGUAUCCUGAUCACCCGCCAUAUUAACGCUGAAUGGAGCUGUGGCAGGCUCAACGGCAAAGAAGGCAUGUUCCCCAGGGCAUUUAUUGAGAGCAACACAGCUCCGCAGUCAUACAACAGCCAGCAGAACGAAGCAGCUGGUGGUGAGAGAGCCAGAGCUCUGUAUAACUUCACAUCAGACUGUGAUGAGGAGCUCUCUCUGCAGAUUGGGGAUAUUAUAACCAAGCUGGAGUCCAUUGAUGAAGAAUGGUUCCUGGGUGAUUUGAGAGGGAAGCGGGCCUUGGUCCCUAAAAACUAUGUUCAAGUACUGGGAUAGUGGCAAGUGGCAUUCAGCGGGACACUGUGGUAGACCAGAGGAGAAACUACAUCUGAGGACAGAUGCUUUCAGCAGUGGAAAUCUGAAGUGAACUGCCUUUAUCUGGAAUGCAGUAUUUUCAUCUCCAAGUAGUGCAACAUAUUUUAUAAUCUACAGCAUUAACUUCAGAAGUGUUAACUGAAUAAUUUAUCAUGUUAUGAAUAAAUAUUACAUUAAAGCUG
This is a messenger RNA of Seriola dumerili (greater amberjack), 3401 nucleotides long. RefSeq names its product SH3 domain containing 19 (gene sh3d19). NCBI's taxonomy places the organism in Eukaryota, Metazoa, Chordata, Actinopteri, Carangiformes, Carangidae. The record is from RefSeq and is a predicted model, not a curated record. The transcript is spliced from 22 exons. Bases 1 to 3180 code for a protein of 1059 amino acids. Gene Ontology annotation, molecular function: protein binding.